Molecule: messenger RNA, 1782 nt
Organism: Oryza brachyantha (malo sina)
Lineage: Eukaryota; Viridiplantae; Streptophyta; Magnoliopsida; Poales; Poaceae
Product: UDP-glycosyltransferase 82A1-like
Exons: 2
Coding region: 89-1669 (526 amino acids)
Molecular function (GO): UDP-glycosyltransferase activity
Source: RefSeq, a predicted model, not a curated record
CGUUGGCUCGCCUGAUAUGCCCAAACCGAAGAGAAAACUCAGAGGAUCAGCAGUAGCGUCUGCGGCCGCAACGAUCGAGACGUGACGCAUGGGAGCCGAGGCUAUCCAUGAGCCGCCGGCGGUGCUUCUCGUGCCGUUCCCGGCGCAGGGUCACGUCACGCCCAUGCUGCACCUGGCCCGCGCCCUCGCCGCGCACGGCGUCGCGGCGACGGUCGCCGUGCCGGACUUCAUCCACCGCCGCAUCGCUGCCGCCGGCGGCGGACGCGCGAGGGACGAGCUCGACGGCGGCGUGGGGCUCGCCUCCAUCCCGAGCGGCAUCGCCCUCCCGGAAGGUGGUGGAGCCGGCAGGGACGCCGACCCGCCGGGGUUCGGAGCCAUCGUGCACGCCAUGGAGCACCACAUGCCCGCGCACCUGGAGCGCAUGCUGCAGCCGACGGGGCGCCGCCACCGCCGCGUCGCGUGGCUCGUCGUCGACGUGCUGGCCUCCUGGGCCGUCCCCGUGGCGGAGCGGUGCGGCGUCCCGGCGGCCGGGUUCUGGCCGGCCAUGCUCGCCAGCUACCGCGCCGUCGCCGCCAUCCCGGAGCUCCUCGGCAGGGGCGUCAUCUCGGAGUCCGGUACCCCUGCUGUCUCGUCGAAUCAUCCCGACAACGAUGGUGGCCAGGAGGAGGAGCAGCAGCAGCCGGCGAUUCGAGGCAUGCGCAUCCUGCCGGCGGAGCUCGAGCUGAGCACCAAGGAGCUCCCAUGGCUCGUGGGCGACUCGGCUACCCAGAGAUCGAGGUUCGCCUUCUGGCUCCAGACGUUGCACCGCGCGAGGGGCUUCCGCACGGUCCUCGUCAACUCCUUCCCCGGCGAGGCCGCCUCUGCCGCCGCCGCCGAGGUCGACGACGACGACGACGGGAAACCGGUGCGGCAGGGCCCGCGUGUUCUUCCCGUCGGGCCUCUGCUAGCCGGCGGCAACGUGGAGCGCGCGAAAGGCGGCGUCGCGGCGGCGAACGAUGAUAACACGCAGCAGCCGUGCAGCAAGAACCCGAGCAUGUGGCAGGCGGACUCGACGUGCAUCCGGUGGCUGGACGCGCAGCCCGCGGCGUCGGUGGUGUACGUCUCCUUCGGCAGCUGGGUCGGGCCGAUCGGCCACGACAAGAUCCGGGAGCUCGCGCUCGGGCUGGAGGCCACCGGCCGGCCGUUCCUGUGGGCGCUCAAGGACGACCCGUCGUGGCGCGCGGGCCUCCCCGGCGGCUACGCCGGCAGGGUCGCCGGCCGCGGCAAGCUGGUGGAGUGGGCGCCGCAGGACGAGGUGCUCCGGCACGCCGCCGUCGGGUGCUACCUCACGCACUGCGGCUGGAACUCCACCGUGGAGGCCAUCCAGCACGGCGUCCGCAUGCUGUGCCACCCCGUCGCCGGCGACCAGUUCAUCAACUGCGCGUACAUCACGAGGGUCUGGAAGGUCGGGCUCAGGCUCGGCAGCGUGAGCCAGGAUGGCGUCAAGAGCUGCAUCGAGAGGGUCAUGGAAGGCGCGGAGGGCGCGCGUUUGCAGGAGAAGAUGAACACGCUGAGGCAGCGAGUCGUGACGGCCGAGGCGAGACGCAUGGCGCAGCGCAACGUCAAGUCAUUCGUGAGCGAAAUUAUGAGAGACUACCCGUCGCUCAUGCAGAUGUACACUAUAUUGUAGGAUCGGUAUUAUGCUUAAGCUGGUGCAAUAUACAUAUGUACAUUAUUAGAUGUGCAUUAUUAAUUAAAAUAUUCCUCUUCGCCGUUUAUAAGUGCCUGUUGAAAAGGAAUCCU